Molecule: messenger RNA, 6949 nt
Organism: Alnus glutinosa
Lineage: Eukaryota; Viridiplantae; Streptophyta; Magnoliopsida; Fagales; Betulaceae
Exons: 4
Coding region: 151-6789 (2212 amino acids)
Biological process (GO): tRNA methylation
Cellular component (GO): cytosol
Source: RefSeq, a predicted model, not a curated record
CAAUAAAAAUCCUAGCCAAGCUUUUCUCUCUGUUCUCUGUUCUCUCUUCACCCUACCGUUCCCACGUUCACCACCUGACCAAGCCGCCACCGGCACUCUCGGGAAUAUCAUUCUCAUCCCCGUGAUUCUCAUUCCAAUUCGCUGAAAAGCAUGUCCGCAAAAUGGCGUGCUCUACAGCACCGCCACCGCUACACUUACAACGCCGCCGUUUUCCCCAGCUCGUACACCGAGUCCUUAGCCCUCAAACUCCAAUCAACCUCUUCAAAAUUCUACGAGGAGUUGAAACAACUAGUCUCUCUCAAUUCCAUUUACGCCCAAGUGAACCACGCGAAGAGAGUCGCAGCCUCAUUCAGCGACUUAUUGUCCAACGCCGAAGACGACGCUUCGGUCUCCGAGGCCGCGCGCUUCUACUUGGAGGUGUUGUUCCUCGAGAACUCUCUGCCACUGCACCGAACCCUAGUCUCUGCCUUGUCCAAGACGCGCCACCACCACGCUCUCAUUGGCGCCUGCCUCCACUCGCUCUGCGACGAGUACGGCGGAGGUAAGCGGACGCGCUUCUGCGCGUCGCGGGUGGCGUUGUCCGUCCUGGGAAUGCCCAAGUUGGGGUAUUUGGCGAGCGUCGUUGAGGAGUGCGCUAUUUUGGUGGCUCGAGACGCCGUUUCUAGCCUGGACGGCGUCGUUUCGGAGACGGAGGACUGGGCUCGGCCGUCCCCGAUCGUCAUGGAACAGUGCCAGGAGGCUCUCUCGUGCUUGUACUACCUGUUCCAACGGUUCCCGUCAAAGUUUACGGACUGUCACAGCGCCGUGAACGUUCUGGGAACCGCCGUGACGGUCAUUUUGAACGUCCUAAACUCAACGGCGUUCUCGAGGGACUGUUUGGUGGCGGCGGGGGUGAGCUUUUGCGCGGCAUUGCAAGCGCGUUUAAACGCUCAAGAGCUUGGCUUGUUCAUCAUUGAAGGUAUAUUCUAUCAAACUACUUGUGGUUUGAUUGAGCUUAGGGAUGUGAUUGCAAAGGUUCCUUACAAGGGAGAUUUAUAUAGUGAAGUACGAAACUUUUCGGUUUUGAGUAGGCUUUGCUUGAUUAGAGGGAUUCUUACUGCGGUUUCACGAAAUGUGCUUAAUACCCAGUUUGAUGUAUUGGGGGAUGGUUUGAAUGGCAAUGAGGGUGGUGACUCUGGUGCGAGUGGUGGUAAUUCUGUUAAGACUAUACUGUAUGAUGGGAUUUUGCCUGAGCUCUGUAACUAUUGUGAGAACCCAAGUGAUAGCCAUUUUAAUUUUCAUGCGUUAACCGUGUUGCAGAUUUGUUUGCAACAGAUAAAAACCUCGAUGUUAGCGAAUAUUACUAACCUGUCGGGAGGUUAUGAUUUGAUUCCGGAGGAAAUGGGAGCUCGGGUGUUGAAAAUUAUAUGGAAUAACUUAGAAGAUCCCUUGAGUCAAACGGUGAAACAGGUUCAUCUCAUUUUUGAUCUCUUUUUAGACGUUCAAUCUUCCCUUCGAUGGUCGGAGGGUAGUGAAAGAAUGAAGUCGUUCUUGCGACAGAUUGCUUCGGAUCUUCUCCGCAUGGGGCCACGUUGUAAGGGGAGAUACGUUCCUCUAGCUUCGCUGACCAAGAGGCUGGGGGCAAAGACUAUGUUAGAUAUGAAUCCUGACCUGAUGUUUGAAUCGAUACAGGCGUACAUUGACGAUGAUGUGUGCUGCGCUGCCACGUCAUUUUUGAAGUGUUUCCUAGAGUACUUGCGUGAUGAGUGCUGGAGCAGUGAGGGUAUUGAAAAUGGGUAUGCAGCUUUUAGAGGGCAUUGUUUGCCCCCCUUUAUGUAUGGGCUUGCUUCUGGAGUUUCAAAGCUUCGCUCAAAUUUGAAUACUUAUGCUCUGCCAGUCUUUCUUGAAGUAGACGUGGAUAGUAUAUUUUCUAUGCUUGCUUUUAUCUCUGUUGGACCAAAUGGGCGUGAGAAUGGACAGCUAUAUCCUGAGUUUGGUCCUGAGAACAUGGAACUUAAAGUUGAACAGCAAGUGGCCAUUUUAGUGUCAUUGCUCAAGGUAUCUCGUUUACUGGCUUUGAUUGACGGGGACAUUGAUUAUUCCAAAAACAAUGUGGUUCACCAGAAAGAGGGUGGGCUAGAGACAGAUUGCCUUACCCAUCACGCUCUUGUCUGCAUAAAGGGAAUGGAGAUUGAAGUCCCUGUUGAGUGGCUUGUACUGGCAUUGACCCAUGUUGAUGAGUCACUUCGUGUAGAUGCUGCUGAGACUCUUUUCUUAAACCCGAAGACAUCUAGCCUGCCUUCGCAUUUAGAGCUCACUUUGAUGAAGGAAGCAGUGCCAUUAAACAUGAGAUGUUGCUCGACUUCUUUUCAGAUGAAGUGGACCAGCUUAUUCAGAAAGUUCUUUUCUCGGGUUCGGACAGCCUUGGAGAGACAAUUCAAGCAGAGGAGCUGGCAACCACUUGGGUAUCGCGAUAAUAAUGAAGCACAUCUUUCCAAUGGAAGCAAGGAAACAGUAGUUAACAGAGCAGAUGAUCUUUUUCAUUUUAUGAGGUGGUUUAGUUCUUUUGUAUUUUUCUCAUGCUAUCCGUCUGCUCCGUACAAGAGAAAAAUAAUGGCCAUGGAACUCAUUCUGAUAAUGCUCAAUGUUUGGUCUAUUGUGCCUUCUUUCCAGGAAGACUGUAGAUCUCUUUCUCCUGAAAGCUGUCUUAAUCCGUACAAUAAAGGAAUUCUAUUACCUGAUUCAACUUUGUUGUUAGUCGGGUCGAUAAUAGAUAGUUGGGACAGGCUGAGAGAGAGUUCUUUUCGUAUAUUGCUACAUUUUCCUACUCCACUCCCUGGAAUUUCAAGUGAAGACAUGGUCCAGAAAGUAAUUGCUUGGGCUAAGAAAUUAGUUUGCAGUCCACGUGUGAGAGAAAGUGAUGCUGGAGCUCUGACCUUACGCCUUAUAUUUAGAAAGUAUGUAUUGGAGCUAGGGUGGAUCGUCAAAGCUUCAGUUAAUAUUGUCUGUUUUCGUCCGCUGCCUGGAUUAGUAAAUGGGAAUUAUCAGUCUGGUAAACCCAGGCAUCCUGUCAUAGAAUAUAUGGAAUCACUUGUAGAUUGGUUAAAUGUUGCUGUGGAGGAUGGGGAGAGGGAUCUUUCUGAAGCAUGCAAGAACAGCUUUGUUCAUGGUGUAUUACUUGCUCUACGGUAUACUUUCGAGGAAUUGGAUUGGAAUUCUGAUGUAGUCUUGGCCAGCAUCUUAGAGAUGAGACAUUUAUUAGAGAAGCUCUUGGAGCUCAUUUUGCGAAUAACUUCUUUAGCGCUUUGUGUGGUUUCUGCCGAUGCUUGGUAUCUGCCAGAGGACAUGGAUGAGAUGGUUGACGAUGAUAAUUUCUUGUCUGAGGCUUCAGAUGAGGUGAGUGUGCUGACACAUUCUUCAGUCCAUGAAGACACAAAGUCAAAAAAUAUCCAGGAUGUUAGACCGGAACAGAUAGUUAUGGUUGGUUGCUGGCUCGCUAUGAAAGAGGUGAGUCUUCUUUUGGGAACCAUCAUAAGAAAGAUUCCUUUACCAAGUAGCAGUAAUUUAGAUCCAUUAGUGUCUGGGGUUGCCUUUUCUGAUGCUGCCGAUUCUUCGGUGAUGACAAUAUCUGAUGCGAUGCUUGAUGUGAAACAACUUGAAACAAUUGGGAGCCACUUCCUAGAAGUCCUUCUGAAGAUGAAGCAUAAUGGUGCAAUUGAUAAGACGAGGGCUGGAUUCACAGCUCUUUGCAACCGUCUACUUUGUUCAAAUGAUCCGAGACUCUGUAAGUUGACAGAAUCCUGGAUGGAGCAACUUAUGGAAAGAACUGUGGCCAAGGGACAAAUAGUGGAUGAUUUAUUAAGGAGAAGUGCAGGCAUUCCUGCUGCAUUUACAGCUCUGUUUCUCUCGGAGCCAGAAGGUGCACCAAAGAAGCUCCUCCCAUGGGCACUACGGUGGCUAAUAGAUGUAGCUAAUGGGUCUAUGCUGAACCAAAUGGAAACCAGUGGCACAAAAGGUGGCUCAUGCAAAAUUUUGUCAACAAAAUCAAACCAAGAAACCAAAUAUACAUUGCAACCUCAAAUAAAUGAGAGCGAAAACACCUCAAAGAUCCGCGAUGAGGGUGUCAUUCCUACAGUACACUCAUUCAAUAUCCUUAAAGCUGCUUUCAAUGACACCAACCUGGCUACUGAUGUAUCAGGCUUCUCUGCUGAGGCUUUGAUUGUUUCUAUUCGUUCUUUCUCUUCGCCAUAUUGGGAGGUACGAAACAGUGCUUGUCUGGCAUACACUGCUUUGGUACGUCGCAUGAUUGGAUUCCUUAAUGUUCAAAAACGAGAAUCAGCAAGACGUGCAUUAACUGGGCUUGAAUUUUUUCAUAGGUAUCCCUCAUUGCAUCCAUUUGUUUUCAAUGAACUAAAAGUUGCAACUGAGUUGCUUGGUGAUAUGCCCUCUGGAAAUUCAGAAUCUGACCUGGCAAAUGUUGUGCACCCAAGCUUGUGCCCUUUACUCAUAUUUUUGUCCAGGCUCAAGCCUUCAACAAUUGCAAGCGAAACUGGAGAUGACCUUGACCCUUUCAUGUUCAUGCCAUUCAUCAGGAGGUGUGCAACCCAAAGCAAUCUACGAGUCCGUGUUCUUGCAUCUAGAGCUUUAACUGGUCUUGUAUCUAAUGAAAAAUUGCCAAUUGUCCUUCUCAAUAUGGCCUCUGAGUUGCCUUGUGUGGAAAACCAACACACGGCAUCCUCUGUUUCAUUGCAUGUGACCCAAGGUUCUCUCCAUUUUUCUUUAAACUCAGCACAUGGACUACUAUUGCAGUUAAGUUCUCUUCUAGAUAUGAACUGUAGAGAUCUUGCUGAUUUCUCAAAGAAAGAUCAGAUUCUUGGUGAGUUGAUCCAAGUUCUUGUGAUGCGUUCAUGGAUUGCAAGCCCCAGAAUGUGCCCUUGCCCCAUUCUCAAUGCCUCUUUCUUGAGGGUUUUGGAUCACAUGCUUAGUAUUGCCCGAACAUGCAGUAUGAGCAAAAAUUUCUAUGCCAUUAGGAACCUAUUAUUAGAGUCAUCUAGAGAAUGCUUGGAUGUUGAAGCUUCUUAUGGGCUGUCGUAUUAUGAUCCCACCAUAGCGGAGCUUCGUGAACAUGCAGCUUUUUCAUAUUUUAGUUGUGUUUUUAAAGCAUCUAAGGAAGUGUCUGAAGAGUUUCUUCAGAUACCGCAAAGAUGUCCUCCACUUGAUUCAAAAUUGUUGAAGUUACCUGAAGUAGAGAAUGCUUUUGCUGGACUCGAGGAACGGCUGAUAUGCUCCUUGUCAGAUACAUCAUAUGAAGUUCGACUUGCAACAUUGAAGUGGCUGCUUAAGUUCCUGAAAGCAACAAAAUCAGGUUGUGAGGUCCAUGAUCUGUCUAGCAGUGAGAUUAGGCUAAUUCAGAACUGGGCCAAAACCAACCUCCAGGCAACAAUGAUGAAGCUCUUAGAUUUGGAAAAGAAUAAUAGAUGCACAUAUUACAUUCUCAGGAUUCUUUUUGCUUGGAACUUGCUUCAGUUUCAGAAACUUAGUGAUGAAAAAUGCACUCAAACAUUUUACAUUGGUGGGAUGGAAUGUGAUUCUUUGUUUCAGUUUUGGGAUAAGCUAAUUUCCUUGUACAAACUAACAAGACAGUCAAAGACUCGAGAAACACUUAUCUGCUGCAUGGGACUAUGUGUAAAGCGGUUUGCCAGUUUAUUUCUAAGCAUUCUAGAGUUGAGGAAAUCCACUGACCAUUGCAAAUCCGAUCAAUUGGAAAGAUCAGCCUGCUUGUAUGAUUGCAUCAUCUUUUUCACUAGCCUAAUUAAGCAACAUAGUGCCUCUUCUGAGCCAGUAAACAUGCGCAAGGCUGCAGCAGAAUCUAUUAUAGCAUCUGGAUUAUUGGAACAAGCUGUGCUUAUUGGUUCUUCUGUGCUCAAUCACCAAAUCCCAGAUAAGGAUUUACGCUCUCAUUUUGAACCAAAUGAAGCUCUCAAUGAGUACGCUCUUCAAAUACUGGAUAUAUGGUUCACUUGUAUCCAGCUGCUGGAGGAUGAGGAUGACGGGAUCAGGCAGACGCUUGUUUUGGAUGUUCAGAAGUGUUUUUUAUUGGAAAGAUGUGGAAGAUGCUCUGAUGCUGGAAAGGUUCCAACCCAAGUGGAGAAAGUAAUAGGGUUGUGUUUUGACCAUCUGUCUUCUGUCUUUGGUCACUGGAUUGAGUACUUUGAUUACCUUUUGCAGUGGGUACUGAAUGCAACUAGUUAUGCAGUAUCUAAAGGAGAUCUUGUGAGACGGGUCUUUGACAAGGAAAUUGAUAAUCAUCACGAAGAUAAGCUUUUGAUCAGUCAAAUUUGCUGUUUUCAUUUAGAGAAGCUGCCAGUUUCAAAAUCCUGUGCAGUUAAUGUAUCAGACAAAGAGAGGUUCAGAAAGUGUUUGCACGACUGGAGGCACAGAUUUUGCCAUCAGUUGCUGUUGUUUGCUAAGGAAUAUGUUGAGAAACAGGGAGGAGUUGAUUGGAUCGGUGGUGUGGGCAACCACAAGGAUGCUUUCUUGCCGCUGUAUGCAAAUUUGCUUGCUUUUUAUACCCUCUCGAAGUGCAUUUUCAAUGGAAACACACAGGAUGCCAUCCCUCUGCUAUCUGAUGUUGUUGAACUUGGUAGAACUAUUAAUCCAUUUCUUAUGAACCCUUUGAUUCUUAACCUGUAUUUGUUAGUUGUUAAAUUACAUCAGAAAAAUGUUGGUACUACUGCUGACCACCUGAUCCCUGAGUUUAGAGAUGGCUGUAUCUGGGAUGGUUUUGAGCCUUAUUUUCUUAUUAGGUAAGAUCGAGUAUGUACAAUAGAUGCGAGUGUCAUAUUCGAGUCCUUAAAGGGGGAUGGGCCCUGGGAAUUUUUGAGAAAUGUACAAUUUCUGUACCAGAGUCUUCAACUUGCUUGUUUUUAAAAGCUGAAGUUAUAUGAAUACUGUAUGAGAUUAUGUUUUA